Tarenaya hassleriana is the source of this 1858-nucleotide messenger RNA. Its product is annotated as UPF0481 protein At3g47200-like. The transcript has 2 exons. The coding region runs from base 9 to 1487 and encodes 492 amino acids. NCBI's taxonomy places the organism in Eukaryota, Viridiplantae, Streptophyta, Magnoliopsida, Brassicales, Cleomaceae. The record is from RefSeq and is a predicted model, not a curated record.
AUCAAGAGAUGAUUUUAUCAAAGACAAAAAAAAAAAAAAAAAAACAGAGAAAAACAAAGAUGAACACUCAGAAUCCAAAUUCAGAACCUGAAGACAGUCAUCACUUACUGUCGAAGACAAAUGUUGUUCCAAAGCUUCUGAAGAAAUCGGCAGGUGAAGCAUCUUGUUGCAUCUUCAGAGUUCCCGACAGCCUCGCCCGUAACAAUCACAUGGCUUAUCGUCCGAAGAUCGUUUCGAUAGGUCCUUACCACCACGGAGAGAAACAGCUCGAGAUGAUUCAGGAGCACAAACAUCGGUUCUUGGAGUUCUUCGUAUCCAAAUCUCGGAAAAAGGGUAUGAGUCGGCAAGAUUUGGUUGCUUCAGUAUCAGAUCUUGAAGAACAGAUAAGGGGUUCUUAUUCCGAGAAUCUCACGGAUUUUGAUACUGAGAAUCUGAUCAAUAUGAUGGUUCUUGAUGGUUGCUUCGUUCUCACGUUGUUCUUGGUCGUUGCGGGGAAAGUUCGGUACAGCGAAAUCAACGAUCCGAUUUUCAGAAUCCCGUGGCUUCUGCCCGCUAUUCGGACAGAUCUUCUCCUGUUGCAAAACCAGGUUCCGUUCUUUCUUCUUCAAACUCUAUUCGAGAAAUCGAAGUUGGUUUCACCAAGUACCGGAUUGAAUGAGAUUGCCUUUGUAUUCUUUGGAUAUUCAAUCGAAAGACCAGAAGAGUUUUGGUCAAGACAUCACAAUCUCGACGCGAAACAUCUUCUUGAUCUGAUUCGCAAAACUUUCAUACCCUUUUCAUCUGGAGAUAAAAAACCGGAACAUAGCUGUGUCAGAAUCGUUCGUGAUUCCAAGGAGGAAUCUGAAACAGAAACUCCAAAAGACUGUUGUUUCAAAAGAAUCUGCGGUUCCAAGGGAGAAACAUCAUCGGAUGCUCGCCCUUUUCUCAGAUUAAUUCUAUCUGCAAGAAAGCUUCAUCUCCGGGGAAUAAAAUUCAGGCCGAAGAAGAACGCUGACACAUUAUUGGACAUCAGAUACAAUAACGGUGUUCUUGAGAUACCUCCAUUACUAGUGGACGACUUUAUCAGCUCAAUGCUCCUUAACUUUGUUGUAUUUGAGCAGUUCAAUACAGAUACCACAAGCCACAUUACUAGUUACGUAGCUUUCUUAGGAUGCCUUAUAAACACCGAGGCCGAUGCAACGUUCCUAACCGACAGAGGGAUCAUAGAGAACUAUUUCGGGUCGGAGGAUGAAGUCUCGGCAUUUGAAUCUGAAAUGCAUCGGAAUGUCAAACGUAAUCAUAGAGAGUUAGGACUACUGGAAGUGUUUGAAGGAAUUAACGAGUAUACUUCGAAAGGGUGGCACGUAAGCUGGGCGGAGUUCAAGUUCACUCAUUUCUAUAGCCCGUGGACGUGCAUAUCGUCUUGCGCUGCAUUAACGCUUCUUCUCCUUACGGUGAUCCAAGCCUUCUUUGCAGCCUAUAGUUAUUUCCGUCCUCCGAAAGGGUAGUGAACAGUUCGGUAUGAAACCCUAUGUGUGUGUGGUGUUGCAGCUUUGGUCGGUCCAAGGCAGAAACCUAUACGUUUAAGGAUUGCAUUGUUCUUGAUUGGAUUUCGCCCAUAGGCCAAAGGGUGUUCUCUCGAUUGAUCAGAGAACUGUAGAAACAGAUUCUUAAUUAGAUCUUAUUCUCCAUGGUGGAAGAAGAUGCGAAUCUCUUCUCCCCGCUCUUGAUCAUGUAUGUAUGCUUCUUUUUUUUUUUUAAAGUUCACCCUUUUUUUUAUCUUGGCCUAGUGAUUGUAAAGUGGGUCUUUGUGGUUUAAUGUUUUGUUAACAUUUGGGCUAUCAGCAGCUCAUGGAAAAAGCUUUCAGAUUUUGGUUUA